Molecule: messenger RNA, 1740 nt
Organism: Salvelinus namaycush (lake trout)
Lineage: Eukaryota; Metazoa; Chordata; Actinopteri; Salmoniformes; Salmonidae
Gene: mterf2
Product: mitochondrial transcription termination factor 2
Exons: 2
Coding region: 65-1210 (381 amino acids)
Biological process (GO): regulation of DNA-templated transcription; termination of mitochondrial transcription
Cellular component (GO): mitochondrial matrix
Molecular function (GO): double-stranded DNA binding
Source: RefSeq, a predicted model, not a curated record
GUUCAGUUUCAUAACGAAACGUCACACCCGCUGAACGCUGCUAACAAACUCAGGUCAGACCUGCAUGGUCUGUGACUGUGCACCCAUGUUGCGAUUAGUCACAACGUCGCUAUGCCGCCACUGUCAGCGGGUUCGACGUCUCCCCCCUCUCAGGGCCUUCUCAAACCCGGGAGGCCCAGCAGAGAACCAGGUGACCGUGGAAGCCCUCUAUGACCUUUCUGUGGACAUCCAGAAGAUCCGCCAGCUCAAGGGCUGGGUCCUGCAUCAGAGCCCUGCCUAUGUGAGUGAGACGGCCAGCCUGCUGCGGGACAUGGGAGCAGAGGGGCCCAUGAUUGCCCGGGUCCUGGAGCUCUACCCCGAGGCGGUCCUCUGCAGCCCGGAGCAGCAGCAGGCCCAGAGGGAGCUGUGGAGGUCCAUCUGCCCCAGAGAGAGAGACCUAGUGGGCAUCAUUGAGAAGUUUCCCGCCUCCUUCUUUACCUCCAGUCACCACGCCAACCAGAGGGCCAACAUCGACUUUUUCCAGAGUUUACACCUAAACAAGCGUAUUGUCACCAAGCUGAUGGCCAGCGCCCCCCAGAGUUUCAGCUGCCCCGUGGGGCAGAACGAGGAGAUGGUCUGCACACUGCAGCAGGCCUAUCUGGAGCUGGGGGGCGACGCAGCUAACAUGAAGAUCUGGCUGCAGAAGCUGCUUAGUCAGAACCCCUUUGUCCUCCUCAAGCCCCCGGAGGUGCUGAGGGACAACCUGCUGUUCCUCAGAGACCGGGGUUUCACCACCUCAGAGCUCCUCCGCCUCCUCUCCAAACUCAGGGGGUUUGUUGUCGAGCUCAACCCGGACAGCAUGCGCCACACCCUGGCCUACUCGCAGGUGACCCUGGGCUGCUCAGAGGCUGAGCUCCGGGACAUGGUCCUCAACUGCCCAGCCUUGCUUUACUACCCUGAGGUCAUCCUGGCUGAACGCUUCGAUGGCCUGCUCAGAGCUGGAGUCACUAUGGCUCAGAUUACACAGACUCCGACCAUUCUGGAGCUGACCACACAGAUUGUAAGUUACCGGAUCCAAAGACUGAGGUCAUAUGGCUAUGAUGUACGGACAGGCAGCCUACAGGCCCUCAACGGCACUAAGAAGGACUUUGAGAUGAGUUCUGGUAAACUGCAGCUGCGACGGGAAAGACCACUCUUCAACCCUGUUGCCCCAUUAAAGGGUGAUGAUUGACCUUGAUUUCAUGGUCUAAAAUGCAGAACAUUCUUAUAUCACCAUAGGGAGAACUUGAAUCAGGAUUUUCUUUCAGCUGAAUUGUAUUACUGAGGUUAGGAGACAAGCUUGUCUUGAAAGUAGUCUUGCACAGCAGACAAUUCCUCCCCAAGUGCAUUUAACCUGGGGAUAAGGUUACCUUGUGCAUUUAGCCUGGGGAUAAGGUUACCUUGUGCAUUUAGCCUGGGGAUGAGGUUACCUUGUGCUUUUAGCCUGGGGAUAAGGUUACCUUGUGCAUUUAGCCUGGGGAUGAGGUUACCUUGUGCUUUUAGCCUGGGGAUAAGGUUACCUUGAAAGAGGCAACGCUUCAUUUUAUCUGUGCAAUAUUUAAAUACUAUUAGGAUAACAAUAAUAUUUGGAUAUUAUGAUGCAAUGUUGAAUACGUGUUAAACAGAUGUUUUGCUGUGUGUUGGGAAUUGCCUAUGUAUUGAAGCCAAUAUGUGUCAAAAUAACCCCCUCAAAACAUCCUAAUAAAACAAUUUUAUUGAUUA